Messenger RNA from Culex quinquefasciatus (southern house mosquito), 911 nucleotides. It is a transcript of the gene Mic26-27, whose product is annotated as MICOS complex subunit MIC27. Lineage: Eukaryota; Metazoa; Arthropoda; Insecta; Diptera; Culicidae. Gene Ontology annotation, cellular component: MICOS complex. Gene Ontology annotation, biological process: cristae formation. The record is from RefSeq and is a predicted model, not a curated record. The transcript is spliced from 3 exons. The coding region runs from base 146 to 847 and encodes 233 amino acids.
GAUGACGCAGCAGGCGCGCAAUCACAUGACAGCCUCAAUGUCAAGAUCAUAUGUGCGCUGUCAAAACAAACACUUUUCUGUGUAAAUUUUUCGUAGCGCGGCGGUUCGUUGCGUUCCAAAUUACAUAAUUUUAAGGAAUUUCGCCAUGAUCCGAGGUGUCUGCGGACGCACGACCCCGUUCGUGCUCGGAGCAGCCGUCGUGGCGGCGAAGGCAGCUGACAGCGGCACUUCGGAGGCCGACCCGAAAACGAAACCGAUCAUUUGCAAACCAUCGGAGCUGCCCCUGUACCGGCCCAUCAACCAAAAAAUUAACUGCGAGUGCGAGGGCCACAAGAAGUCUUCGAUCUCGAAGCCGGAACAGGCCAUCGAGGAGGGCAUCCGGAUGGUGCGGGUUCAGAUGUGCGAGGCGACCAAGCUCGUCACCGACCAGAAGAAGCAGGUUGUGGACUGGUACGAGGAUGGCAAGAAGCAAACUAAAUUUAUUCGUGACUACUUGAACGAGGAGGACAACACAAUGCCCCGCGUCGGUGCCAUCGCGAUCGGUGGCGUGGCUGGUCUCAUCUUUGGCCUGCGCGGUGGGUUCAUCCGCCGUGUGCUGUACAUGUCGGUUGGUGCCGGCGGUGUUGCGUCCAUCUGCUAUCCCCAAGAAGCAGAAGUGUACGCCCAGCACGGACUGGUCGAGGCCAAGAAGUACGCCACCAUCGGAUACAACUUUGUGUACGGCGUCAAGCCCGGCGACAAACAGCUGGAGCUGCCGACGAUUCCGACUAGUUUGGGUGCGCUGAAGGAUAGCGUUUCGGGCCUAGCCAAGACCGCGUACGAUGCUGUUUUCACCGAGAAGAAGUGAGGUGGCCCGUUGCUAGGACUGCAAGUGAUUAAAAUUCUUCAAAUAAAGUAAAUUGCACAGUUUA